Messenger RNA from Coniophora puteana RWD-64-598 SS2, 705 nucleotides. Its product is annotated as zf-PARP-domain-containing protein. Gene Ontology annotation, molecular function: DNA binding; zinc ion binding. The transcript is spliced from 7 exons. Lineage: Eukaryota; Fungi; Basidiomycota; Agaricomycetes; Boletales; Coniophoraceae. The record is from RefSeq and is a predicted model, not a curated record. Bases 1 to 705 code for a protein of 234 amino acids.
AUGUCUAACAGCGGGAACCAGAAGAGGGGAUACUACUGCAUAGGUUAUGCAUCUACUGGUAGGUCUAAAUGUAAAGGUCCACAGCCGUGCCAUGGCACUCCCAUUCCCAAAGGAGAUCUACGACUAGGCUCUCAAUACAGUCUUCCCGAAGGAAAGAAGGCAUUCUCGUGGCGUCACUGGGGUUGUACUACAUCUGAUGUCAUCAGCAACGUCAAGAAGGUUCUCAAAUCAGUCGAAAGUCUUGAAGGCUUUGAACACCUAAGAAAAGAAGAUCAGGACAGUGUCCGUAUAGCCUGGCAACUUGGCACGGUUUCCAACGGAGAUAAGACUUUUUCUGACCAAUCUACGGCCGAAGACUUCUCAGACCUUAUUAACGCUAUAAAGAGCGACGAUAGCGACGAUAGCGACAACGAAGCCUGCAAGAGCUUCAAGGGGGCCAGCAUGAAUAAGCCUUCUCGUAACAGGGGGAAACCUCCUACUGACGAAAUAGUCUCCGGAGGCACCAGACUCCAGACUCGUGACCCUCCUCCGGAGUUCACGCCGAGGAAGAAGCUUCCUGCCAGGAAUGUUACAUCUGAAAAGAAAGCCCUUGUAGAGCUUGCUCGAAAUAAGAUACCGCCUUACCUCGACCUCGGACACAUCUACAUUGACAUGCAGGUUGUCGGCCAUCCCUGGAUCAGCGGGUGUAUUGAUUUUGGCACCUAG